CCUCCUUCAUAUGAUAUGUCUUUCCAGAGGAAGAAUCGCUGCUGUGAGCGACAGAUAAAGCGCAAGAGAAACACGCUCAUUCGCAGCAGUUUAUCUCUGUGUGACGCGUAAUCUCUGUGCGUCUCGAGAUACCCGCGCGAGUUUAUGAAUGAAAAACUUCCCAAACGACAAAGACGUGGAAGUUUUCUCACUGUUUAUCUACGCACCUGGACCAAAACCUAUUGUUUGGUUCAACUGCUUUAAACGCGACUCGCUACUUUUUGCAAAAAGACAGGCUCGCUGCACGAGAGGAAUCUGGCUGAGUGGCUUGUUCUGCGUGGGAUAUUUUCUACGGAGAUCGCUUGUUUUGGAGUAAUGCUUUACAAAGCUAAAUAACUCCCACAAGAAGCGCCACUUCAACACAACCCAGUGCUCGUAAUAACAUUCAGAGGUAGCUCUAUGCUGCCGGAGUUGAUGGGCCAGUGCUGCCCACAGCUGUGUGAAUGAGCUGUCUCGGCCCACCCUCCUCGCCCAGCUGCCCUGGCAUGGCUUCUCUCAGGAAGAUGAAGUCAUGGCGUUUGCUUCUCCUGUGGGUUAUUCUAGCUCAGUUCCCCUUGGCCCACUCACGUCCCGCAGUAACCGAACAAGUCCAAACAGAGGUGAAAAUGGAGCUGUACACAUUGUUCCCCGGGGAGCGUUUGGUGCUGCAGUGCUUGGCUCAAGACGAGACCACAGUCGUAGGCCUAGCGGUCAUCUGGACUAAAGACCGUGCUGCAGUGCUGAAUGGAGACCACAUGCGGGUGAACGGGGGCCAGCUGGAGAUCGGGUCAGUGGAGCUGACAGACUCUGGGCUUUACUCCUGCACUGUCCAGAGCUUGUUCGGCAACCACUCUACCUAUUUCAUCGUUAACGUGACAGGUCAUGCAGUACCGUCUUCUGAGGAUGAGGAUGAUGAUGAGUCAUCGUCAGAAGAGAACAAGCCGUCAAGUAGCCAGGAGCUCUUACCGAUGGCGCCUCAUUGGGCCCAACCUGAAAAGAUGGAAAAAAAGCUUCAUGCCGUACCGGCCAGCAAAACGGUGAAAUUCCGAUGUCAGGCCGAGGGAAACCCGAUGCCGAAACUACGCUGGCUCAAGAAUGGAAAAGAGUUCAAAAGAGACCAACGCAUUGGGGGCUACAAGCUGCGGGAACACAUGUGGACCAUAAUCAUGGAGUCCGUGGUGCCCUCAGACAAGGGCAACUACACAUGCCUUGUGGAGAACGAAUACGGAAGCAUCAAUCACACCUAUCAGCUGGAUGUAGUGGAGCGAUCGCCUCACAGGCCCAUCCUGUACGCUGGUCUUCCUGCAAACCGAACAGCAGUUGUCGGCAGUGACGUAGAGUUCGUCUGCAAGGUGUUCAGCGAUCCCCAGCCUCACAUUCAGUGGCUCAAACACAUACUGGUGAAUGGAAGCAAACUUGGACCUGAUGGACUCCCUUACGUACGCGUCCUUAAGCACUCGGGGGUCAAUAGCUCGGACACCCAGGUGCUGACACUCUACAAUAUCACAGAAGAAGAGGGCGGCGAGUAUAUAUGCAAAGUGUCCAAUUAUAUAGGAGAAGCCAAUCAGUCAGCCUGGUUAACUGUCCUUAGACAUGACAUGCAAGCCACCACCACUCCCUCUGCAGUCCCCAGUCAGUCCUACCUGGAGGUGCUGAUCUACUGCGUCGGAUUCUUCCUCAUCUUCCUCAUGGUAGGAACCGCCACCAUCGUCAAAGUCCGCAGCUCCUCCAAGAAGAGCGACUUCAACAGCCAGCUGGCCGUCCAUAAGCUGGCCAAAAGCAUUCCUCUCCGCAGACAGGUGUCAGUGGAAUCCAGUUCCUCUCUGAACUCUGGUGUGAUGUUGGUCCGACCUUCACGACUCUCCUCCAGCGGGUCGCCCAUGCUGUCAGGGGUGUCUGAGUACGAGCUGCCCCAGGACCCGUGCUGGGAGGUGCCUCGAGAAAGGCUAGUACUUGGGAAACCUCUGGGCGAGGGCUGCUUUGGCCAGGUGGUGAUGGGCGAAGCCAUUGGACUGGACAAAGACAAGCCCAACCGUAUAACUAAAGUCGCUGUGAAGAUGCUGAAAUCUGACGCCACUGAGAAGGACCUGUCUGACCUCAUCUCAGAGAUGGAGAUGAUGAAGAUGAUUGGAAAACACAAGAACAUAAUCAACCUGCUCGGAGCCUGUACCCAGGAUGGCCCUCUUUAUGUCAUCGUGGAAUACGCCUCUAAAGGAAACCUGCGGGAAUAUCUGCGUGCCCGCCGGCCGCAUGGCAUGGAGUACUGUUACAAUCCUGACCAGGAGCCUGUGGAGUGCAUGUCCAUUAAAGACUUGGUCUCCUGUGCCUACCAGGUGGCUCGUGGCAUGGAGUACCUGGCAUCCAGAAAGUGUAUCCACAGAGACUUGGCAGCACGCAAUGUACUUGUAACAGAGGACAAUGUAAUGAAGAUAGCAGACUUCGGUCUGGCCCGGGACGUUCAUCACAUAGAUUACUACAAGAAGACUACAAAUGGCCGGCUGCCUGUCAAAUGGAUGGCACCUGAGGCUUUGUUUGACAGGAUUUACACACACCAAAGUGACGUAUGGUCUUUUGGUGUUCUUCUGUGGGAGAUCUUCACUCUGGGGGGCUCGCCGUAUCCAGGAGUGCCUGUGGAAGAACUCUUCAAGUUACUACGAGAAGGUCAUCGCAUGGACAGACCCUCAGCCUGCACUCAGGAGAUAUACCUGAUAAUGAAAGACUGCUGGCAUGCAGUUCCCACACAGAGGCCAACUUUUAAACAGCUGGUAGAAGACCUUGAUCGCACUCUGUCCAUGAUAUCCAAUCAGGAGUAUCUGGACCUCUCCGUUCCCCUGGAGCCCAUGUACUCUCAGGUCAUCCUGAAUGAACGGAGUUCCACCUGCUCGUCCGAGCAGGACUCAGUGUUCUUAAGAGAGUCUGGACCUGAAGAACCCUGCAUCCCUCUGACAGUUCCCCCACAACAAACUGUACGAUCCUUCAAAAAACGCUGACAGUAGAGAACACCUGGACCUCCAUGUUCAUAGAGGAUCUCUCUACAUCUUUCUGCUUCCUUUGACUCAUCAACUCUGCAGGCUCAGAGACUGAGGAGUUCAGCCUGGGCCGUUCAGCACAGAAACACAAGCAGGAGGACCAGCACACUCUCUAAAACAGGACUGAUCACAAUAGAGAGGGAACUAUCAAACUUUUUUUCCAUCAAUUGUCCUUCAGAGGGAUCAAUCCUCACAAAUAAGGCUGUGUUUACACCUGGCAUUAACUUGCGAUCACCGUGAUCCGAUCAAGUAGAUUGGAUGGGAUCAUCAGUCUAUCAGAACACGCCGCGUUUACACUUGGCAACAUCAACUGACUUUUCUAUCUGGAUAACCGAUCGGAUCUGUCUUUGCCGUGCAAUAUUUGAAUAAGUCUGCAGAGAAUGGCCUGGUGCAAAGUCAACCUGAAGAGGUGGGUUUCUUUUUGAAAACCAUUUUCAGUCGCGGGCCAAUUUACAAAUCAAAGAGAAGUGUAGGAGUCUCAUUAGCGCUCCACACGGGUGUUCUCCAUCUUUUUUUCUAAGUUCAUGAGAGAGGGGCGGCGUUUUGCGUGAUGUCGACCUGUGAAUGCAGACACGAUGGCUGGGUUGUGUUUCCUUACACUGAGAUCUGAUCACAAUGCGUCCUCGACUACCUCUGGACCAGGACACGCUGAUUGGAUAACAUUCCGAUCAGAAGUGCGUUUACACUUGUCUUUUCAAUGUGUGUGUGGACAACAUCUGGAUACAGGUCGCAUGUUAAUGCCAAGUGUAAACGCAGCCUAAGAUGUUCGCAAAGCAUCACAGAAGGAUAAAAUGGUCGUCGAUGUCAACAAAGUCAAUGGGGUGGAGAAAUAAUUUCAAGUAAAUGUAGUUAAAUUGUACAAACAUGAAAUUAUAUAAACACUGUUUUUAUAUUACUAUUAUAAUUAUUAUUAUUUUUGUAUGAGUUUAUCCCCUUUAAUGUUCAAACAUGAUUCGCAGCACCGUGUUCUAACCAGUCUGGUGACAUUUUGUCAUUGCUUGGUUUCUGUUUCUGCAGUCUAGCAAUGAAAU
Cyprinus carpio (common carp) is the source of this 4078-nucleotide messenger RNA. RefSeq names its product fibroblast growth factor receptor 1-A-like. Lineage: Eukaryota; Metazoa; Chordata; Actinopteri; Cypriniformes; Cyprinidae. The record is from RefSeq and is a predicted model, not a curated record. Gene Ontology annotation, cellular component: membrane; signaling receptor complex. Gene Ontology annotation, molecular function: ATP binding; fibroblast growth factor binding; fibroblast growth factor receptor activity. Gene Ontology annotation, biological process: positive regulation of kinase activity; fibroblast growth factor receptor signaling pathway; positive regulation of cell population proliferation.